This is a messenger RNA of Aspergillus pseudonomiae, 1481 nucleotides long. RefSeq lists its product as uncharacterized. The coding region runs from base 635 to 1411 and encodes 258 amino acids. Lineage: Eukaryota; Fungi; Ascomycota; Eurotiomycetes; Eurotiales; Aspergillaceae. Gene Ontology annotation, biological process: regulation of transcription by RNA polymerase II; DNA-templated transcription. The record is from RefSeq and is a predicted model, not a curated record. The transcript has 2 exons. Gene Ontology annotation, cellular component: chromatin. Gene Ontology annotation, molecular function: zinc ion binding; RNA polymerase II cis-regulatory region sequence-specific DNA binding; DNA-binding transcription factor activity, RNA polymerase II-specific.
UCUCGAUUUUCUCACGACAAAACUAAGAAAAUCUUAAUUUCCUUUUUUUUUUUCCCGCCAUGAGUACCCGCGCGUCCUUUCAAUGUCACUUCCCGGGUUGUGGAUUAAGCUAUCGACGGAAGGAACAUCUCACCCGACAUGCGCGACGACAUUUUCAGUCGGACUCGUUUGAAUGUCCGUUUUGCGAUCGACGGUUUGCCCGGAAGUAAGUCUGUUCAGUGCACCCAAACACGGAAUGGGAAUGCGAGGCGUCGAAUCUGCGCACGGUCACAUAGAUCUCCGGUGGACGGAAAACAUGGACGGGGGAAGGAAUCGAGGCAGAUAGGAUGACCUGGAUCAUGAAUAGUGCUAAGGACACAAUAGUGAUACGCUCCGUCAACAUGUCCGCACCCAUCACGAGGAUAAACAGCUGCAACCCGGGCGCACCAGUCGAGCGUGCAAUUACUGCUGCUCGCGAAAGUCCAAAUGUGACGGAAAGGCUCCGUGCGGCGCCUGUGUGCGGCGAGGCAUUGAUUGCUCCUUGGGGGGCUCGAGUCGGGGCCGCCAAGUUCCACAACCCAGUCGCGCCGGGACUCCAACCGCCGGACUGGUAGUGGAUUCCACCAAUUUGGUCCCCAUACACAACUUGGACGCAAUGGAACACAGCCCCUCGAGAGCGUUAAUUUAUAUCCAGGUGUUCUUCGAGAAGUUUCACGCCACAUGGCCAUUUCUGCACCGCGCAACCUUCGAUCCGGACCAUGAGCCCGCUCUGCUCUUGCAAUCCGUCAUGAUGAUGGGAUUAUGGUUGACGGGGAAAGAGGAUGCCCGGAGGGCAGCGACGGAUCUGCACUCGAAACUCCUGGUGUCGAUCCAUCAACAGCGCGAUAAAUGGGAAGCCCCCAGCCAGCACAACGCAGAACCCCCCGCCCCCUGGCCCAUGGCCACAUAUCAAGGAAUCCUGCUCCAAAUCAUUUUCGCCCUCCUUCAAGGUAAUCACGGUCUGAACCUGCAGCUAACUCACGAACUCCCCACCCUCCCCUUGCAGCUCCUCAAAGCCCUCGUCCGCACCUGCCUCGAGCGCCAAAUGUUCUUCUACCCCUCGAUUGUCGCCCAGUUCACAAACACCCUGCCCGACGUGUACAUUUGGGUGGGCGUGGAGGAAGUCAAGCGCUUUGCCCUUUCACUGUACAAAGUCUGUCGAUCCUGCCAGGUCCCGGACAUCGGUGCCUCUGCGCCGGGCCGGAGUUUGCUCUCGCUCGCGAAUUUGCAAUUCGCGCCUCCCGAUAGCGAUGAACUCUGGCAUGCGAGCUCGGACUUGGCCUCGCGGCUGGCGGAGGAUCGGAGCGCGUAUGGCGAGAGGAAUUCAGACGCGCGGUGGAUUAGUCAGACGGCGAGUGUGCUACAGCCGGAUGGGGGGUUUUGUUGGUUUUGAUGUCCGGGUUCCGUUCGUUUUAAGGGAUAUCUAUGACUUAUUAGCAUCAGAUUAAGUUAGCGAGUUGUCU